CUAAUGUGCCCAUUAGAUGUCCUGAUCAAUGGAUGUCGUAUGCUGGUCACUGUUACAUAAUUCACAGGGAUCUCAAAAUAUGGAAAGAUGCCUUAACAUCUUGCAGGAAAGAGGAUGGGGAUCUGGCAAGCAUCCAUAAUGUUGAAGAGUACAGCUUUGUUAUUUCUCAGCUUGGGUACCAGCCAUCUGAUGAGCUGUGGAUUGGGCUGAAUGACCUCAAGGUUCAGAUGUAUUUUGAAUGGAGUGAUGGGACACCUGUCACUUAUACCAAGUGGCUUCGUGGAGAACCCACUCAUGCAAACAACAGGCAAGAGGACUGCGUUGUUAUGAAAGGAAAGGAUGGAUUUUGGGCAGACCAUUCUUGCGAAAAGAGAAUUGGCUACAUCUGUAAAAGGAAACCCAUGUCAGAAGGUCCUACUGAAGAGGAAACUAUUGACAUGGGCUGCCAGAGUGGUUGGAAAAGACAUGGUUUUUAUUGUUACUUCAUUGGAAAUACGUUUGUAUCAUUUUCUCAAGCAAAUCAAACCUGCGGAAGGCAUCAGGCCUUUUUAGCAACUGUUGAAGACAGAUAUGAACAAGCCUAUCUGACUAGCCUGGUUGGGCUGAGAACAGAAAAGUACUUUUGGAUUGGACUUUCAGAUGUAGAAGAAAAGGGAACAUUCAAGUGGGCUAAUGGUGAAUCUGUCUUAUUUACACACUGGAAUUCUGAAAUGCCGGGCAGAAAGCCAGGUUGUGUUGCCAUGAGGACUGGGAUUGCAGGUGGAUUAUGGGAUGUAAUAAAAUGUGAAGAAAAGGCAAAGUUCGUGUGCAAAGUGUGGGCAGAGGGAGUGACACUUCCACCUGUUCCUACAACAACUCCUAUUCCCCGGUGUCCAGAAGGUUGGGACUCAAACAAUCGUAUUAGCUUCUGUUUCAAAUCUUUUUCAAGACCAGAGCAAAAGAAAACAUGGCUUGAAUCUCAAGAGUUUUGUCGAGCUGUAGGAGGAGAUCUGGCCUCCAUUAAUGGUAAAGAAGAGCAGUAUGUGAUACGGCGUUCUAUUGUGAACAAUGGCUAUUACCACCAGCAUUUCUGGAUGGGUUUACAUUACUUGAAUCCUGAUGAUGGCUUUGUUUGGAGUGACGGAUCUCCAGUGAGGUAUGAAAACUGGGGCUUUGGAGAACCCAAUAAUUAUCAAGGAAUUGAACUUUGUGCAGAGAUCAGUGGUGAUUCCAGCAUGCUUUGGAAUGACAGGCACUGUGAUUAUCUAUAUGGAUGGAUUUGCCAGAUAAGAAAAGGAGCAAGUGUAAAGCCUGAACCAACAGAAUCUCCUGCACCCAAAUACAAGACUACUGAGGAUGGAUGGAUUAUACAUGAAGACAAACAAUAUUAUUUCAGCACAGAGAGUGUUCCUAUGGAAAAAGGUCGGGAGUUCUGCAAAAGGAAUUUCGGAGACCUUGCUGUCAUUGAGAGUGAAAGUGAAAGAAAGUUCCUCUGGCGAUAUAUCUUGAAAAAUGGCAAAGAGGAUGCAUAUUUCAUUGGUUUACAACUCAGUGUUGACCAACGGACAAGCUGGAUGGAUGGCACUCCAGUGAACUAUUUGGCAUGGGCACCACAUGAACCUAACUUUGCAAAUAAUGACGAAAACUGUGUAGUUAUGUAUAAGAAUUUAGGAUUUUGGAAUGAUAUAAAUUGUGGUUAUCCAAAUCCCUACAUGUGUGAAAGGCACAACAGCUCCAUUAAUUCAACUGUUCCUCCAACAACAUUUUCAACUCCAAGAGGAUGUCAUCCAGCUUGGCUUUCGUUUCAUAACAAGUGUUACAAAAUAUUUGGAUCUACAGAAGAUGAACGUGUCACUUGGCAUGCUGCACGAACAGCUUGCAUGAAUUUAGGAGGAAACCUGGCCACUAUCCCUAAUGAACAAGUGCAAGCUUUCCUCACCUUCCAUAUGAAAGGUUUUGUUACAGAUACAUGGAUUGGAUUAAAUGACAUAAAUCAUGAACUGAGGUUCCUCUGGACAGAUGGAACAGGAGUUUACUUUACAAACUGGGCCAAAGGCUUCCCAUCAGGACAUAUGGAUUUGUACUCAUAUGAUGGCCAGGCUGAUUGUGUUGUCAUGAGAAACAAUCCUGUUAAGGAAGCAGGGAAAUGGGCUGAUGAGAGUUGUGAUAACAACAGAGGAUAUAUAUGCCAAAUUAAUGCAGAUGCUGAGUUUCUGCCUUCUACAAGUUCAUCCCCAUCCAGCAUUAUGCGUUAUGGUAACAGUAGUUACUUGUUCAUCCAUACCAAAAUGAAUUGGGAGGAUGCACAGAAAACCUGCAAACGUGAUCAGUUUGACCUUUCCAGCAUCUUAGACCCCUACACUCAUUCAUUCCUGUGGCUGAAGAUGUUGAAGUAUGGGGUGCCUAUGUGGAUUGGUCUUAACAGUAAUGUGACCAAUGGGCGUUACGAAUGGAUUGAUAACUGGAGAAUGAAGUAUACUAAAUGGGCUGAAGGGGAGCCAAAGCAGAAGAUAGGCUGUGUCUAUCUAGACAUUGCUGGAGCCUGGAAGACGGGAUCCUGCAAUGAAAGUUACUUCUCUGUUUGCAAAAAAGCUGAUGUUCAAGCUCCCACUGAGCCCCCUCAGCUUCCAGGAAAGUGCCCUGAGUCAGAAGGACACAAGUCUUGGAUCCCUUUCCGAGGUCAUUGUUACUACAUUGAAUCUUCAUCUACAAGAAACUGGGCCCAGGCUUCUUUAGAAUGCCUUCGACUUGGUGCCUCUUUGGUAUCAGUUGAAGACUCAGCCGAAGCCAACUUUCUGGCAUACACCAUUGAACCACUUGAAGGGAAAACAUCAACUUUUUGGACAGGAAUGUACAGAAAUGUGGAUGGGGAAUGGCUGUGGCUAGACAACACUGCAGUGAAUUUUGUCAACUGGAAUACAGGAGAACCUUCCCCUCAACAAAACGAGCACUGUGUUGAAAUGUACGCGAACUCUGGGUUCUGGAAUAAUAUCUAUUGUUCUUCCUACAAAGGCUACGUUUGUAAAAAGCCAAAAACAAUUGAAAUGCCACCAGCAGCUGAAGUACCACCAGCUGAAAUGCCUACAAAGGCAAUGACGAAGGACAAGAAGGCUCCUGCUUUGAACCACAGUAAAACAGGAAUUGUAGUUAUUGUUGUCAUCCUCAUCCUUGUUGGAAGUGGCCUUGCAGGUUAUCUCUUCUACAAAAGAAGGAAGAAUCGCUUGUCAACAAGUGACAGCUUUGAGAACAAUUUGUAUUUUAAUAGUGAUGCAGUUCCUGGAACUAGUGACACAAAGGAUCUUGUGACCAACAUAGAACGGAAUGAACAUGCGGCACUGUAAUGUAAUGAAAUUAAAUGCAAUGUAAUAUGUAAUAUAAAAUGUAAUGUAAUAAAAUAAAAUGUGCCUUGUUUUAAUAAAAUUAUG
Molecule: messenger RNA, 3404 nt
Organism: Nestor notabilis (Kea)
Lineage: Eukaryota; Metazoa; Chordata; Aves; Psittaciformes; Psittacidae
Gene: MRC1
Product: mannose receptor, C type 1
Exons: 24
Coding region: 33-3320 (1095 amino acids)
Molecular function (GO): signaling receptor activity
Source: RefSeq, a predicted model, not a curated record